UAUUUUGUUUUCUUUUUUUUUUUGCUAUCUCUUUCUUAAUGGCGCCUUAACUUCUUAAUGGCGCAUUUUUAAGUUGUGGAGAUAUUUAGAUUUUUACUUUAGAGCGGCAAAACCUAAAAAUUAAGUGGAAACCGGGAAAAUCCCUUAAAACAUGGUAAGAAUAUUAAGAAAUAUCCUAAAAUUUAACUAGUAUAUAAAGGAAGUAAUAUUAGUUACCUCGUCUCACGUUAAACCUAAGAACCUAAACUACAUCUUAGACUGAAUCAAAGCCGUCGAGGUCUCAGAUCUCUUUGGUUUUCUUUUUUUCUUUGCAGUUAAUCGUUUGUUUUUGUUUAUUGUUUGUUAUGUCAUGAUCUAAUACUUUUGAGCUGCAUCUUUUUCUAUGAUUUAUUCUGUACUAUUAUAGAUGCGUCCACCAAUGAUGAUAGGCGGUCGCUUGUUUGGAAGAUCAUCUCUUGAAUCUGUUGGUCUCCAAAGACAGAGGGAAGGAGUUGCUGCAAAUGCCCAACCACGUGAACAAAGGGAAGAAUUUGUACCUGUUGAACGAGAUUCUCGAGUGCUUCAUCCAUCUAGAAAGAAUGGAGCUAAAUGGUUCAAGAACAACACUGAAAUAUCAACACGUGUAAGGAAAAUCAUUGAAGGAUUUUUUAAAGGACCAUGGUACAGCUGGAGAAAGGUACCCCAGUUUUACAAGGAUGCUUGGUAUUCAACGUUUAAGACUAAGUAUGAGUGGAAUGUUGCCAUCGAAGAUCUAGUGAAAGCUAACAUUGAUGAACUAGCUGCCACUCGCCUCAAAGGAAUGGUGAGCCUUGCAAAAUCCAAAGGAGUGAAACCUGAUUGGAUUCUUUCAGAAGAUUGGAGAGUAAUGUCUGAUUACUGGAAGACACCAAAAGCCAAAGAAAAAAGUGAGAAAGCUCGUCUGGCUCGUAUGUUUAACCGUGAUGGUUUGGGUCCACACAGCCACAGAUCAGGCUCACAUUCCUAUGCUAAAGUUCAAGAUAAUCUGGUGGCAAACAACGAAGACUCUUCCUUCAUUGCUGUGAUGAAGAAAACCCACUAGAAAUCUGAUGGAACAUAUGUUGAUGAAAGAGCACGCUUAGUUGCAGAAAAAUAUGAUGCAUAUGUGCAAGAAAGAUUGUCACUGGUUGAGCCUUCUAAUGGUGAGGUUUUGACAGAGCCUCUUACUGUCGAGGAAAGAAAUGAAAUCUAUGUGAAGGUUGCUGGAAUAUCAAAACAAGGUCGGGUGUUUGGACUUGGAUCACUACAGUGUGGAGUUUAUAUGCCACUAGAUGGUUCCUCAGUUUCACCACAAGCUGUUGAAGAUGAUGGUACUUUAACUCACCGAGUCAAAGAUCUGGAGUCAGACUUGCAAAAGAGUAAUGAAGAAAAGGUUCAGUUUCAGAAUAGGAUUGAAGCAAUGGAAAAAAUAUUGAUGUCUGCGUUUGGUGAAAAUGUGUUAGACUCCAACAGAUACUACCACACCCGCAUGAAGUGGUUUCUCAGUUUGGUGUUUUAGCUUGGUGUUUCUAGUUUGGUUUUCAUUUGGUUUUCGUUAGUUUCGUUAGUUUACUAAGCAGUUUCAGUUUACUUCUUAAAUGAAUUGUUGUUUUAUUCUUACAUUUAAUAUUUAAAUAAAAUCCAAGCAGUUUUAUGAGAAA
Molecule: messenger RNA, 1658 nt
Organism: Brassica napus (rape)
Lineage: Eukaryota; Viridiplantae; Streptophyta; Magnoliopsida; Brassicales; Brassicaceae
Product: probable transposase-like protein At4g04430
Exons: 5
Coding region: 407-1060 (217 amino acids)
Source: RefSeq, a predicted model, not a curated record